AUGGCGUCUUCACCAAGUGCUGGUGUGGCGACUGGCGCUAGUCGACAGGAUGCCGACCUUCAUCGCCGCAAUGUUCAGUCGUACGACAAGGCCAACGGUCAACAUGUCGUCAAAUUGGAAGCUGAAGACACGAAGAAGCUUCAAAAGAGGCGGACGGAGGGGAGCAUUCUCCAGGUGCUAGAUGACUGGGAAGUAGUCAUCGCGCCCAUCAUCUUCACAGCGUUCGCGCUCUUCACUAGACUAUGGAAGAUUGGUCUGUCCAACAUUGUCACAUGGGAUGAAGCACAUUUUGGUAAAUUCGGAUCGCACUAUCUCAAACGCGAUUUCUACUUCGAUGUACACCCUCCCCUCGGAAAGAUGCUGGUCGGCCUUUCUGGCUAUAUGGCAGGCUACAACGGUUCCUUCGAAUUCAAGUCAGGCGAGGUCUAUCCUGAAGAGGUCAAUUACACGUUCAUGCGCAUCUUCAACGCCAUGUUCGGUGUUGUGACUAUUCCUGCGGCAUACUUUGCAGCCCGCGCACUCGGCUGGCGUCGUGAGACUGUCUGGCUUGUCACACUGAUGGUCCUGUGCGAAAACUCGUACGCGACCAUCUCCCGAUUCAUCCUUCUCGACUCGAUGCUUCUCUGCUUCACGUUCACCACGGUCUUGUGCUGGGCAAAAUUUCAUACACUACAGAAGAAGCCAUGGACUUUCGAGUGGUUCCUAUGGAUUGUUCUGACCGGCCUCAGCAUCGGCUGCGUCUGCAGUGUCAAAUGGGUCGGUUUCUUUGCUACCGCACUGGUUGGUCUGUACACCGCUGAGGAUCUGUGGAACAAAUUCGGCGACCUCAAAAUGCCCAAGAAAGAGCUUGCCAGCCAUUUGGUGGUAAGGGUCGUUGGCUUGAUCGUUAUCCCCCUAAUGGUGUAUAUGUUCUCCUUCUACCUCCACUUCUUGAUCCUCAACAAAUCCGGACCCGGAGACGCUCAGAUGUCCUCCCUCUUCCAGGCCAAUCUCGAGGGAACUGAGGUCGGCAGAGACGCUCCUCUCGAGAUCGCACUUGGCUCGAGAGUUACACUCAAGAAUAUGGGCUAUGGUGGUGGCCUCCUUCACUCUCACGUCCAGACAUAUCCCGAGGGUAGCAAGCAACAACAAAUCACAUGUUAUCAUCACAAGGAUGCCAACAACGAUUGGUUCAUCUACCCAAACCGCAGCCGAGCCGCAAUUCUCGACCCCGAAGAUCCACUCGAGUUCAUUGCUGACAAGAGCGUCAUUCGUCUGGUCCAUUCAUCCACUGGCCGCAAUCUACAUUCUCACAAUGUCGCGGCUCCGGUCACUAAAGGCGACUAUGAAGUAUCGUGCUAUGGCAAUACCACCGUUGGCGACGAAAAGGAUCACUGGCAGGUCGAGGUCGUCAGCGACGCCGCGUCAUCGGACAGAUCCCGUAUCAGGACGCUUACUACUGGGUUCCGUCUCAGGCACCCCGUGCUAGGCUGCUACUUGCGAGCCGGCAACACGAAUCUACCACAGUGGGGCUUCAAGCAGAUUGAGACCACUUGCGUGAAGCAAAACCAUCCACGUGAUGUCUACACGCACUGGAACAUCGAAUCUCAUAUCAACGAGCGAUUGCCCCCUGGCGAUGCCAAGGCCUACCGAUCUCCCUUCUUCAAAGACUUCAUUCAUCUGAAUGUUGCUAUGAUGACAUCGAACAAUGCUCUCGUCCCCGACCCCGACAAGCAGGAUGAUUUGGCUUCCCACUUCUGGCAAUGGCCCAUUCUCAACGUCGGCCUGCGAAUGUGCUCCUGGGACGAUAAGAUCACCAAAUACUUUCUGCUUGGCAACCCCAUCGUCUAUUGGGGCUCGACUGCGUCUCUUGGCGUCUUUGGUCUGAUAGUCGCUUGGUAUGCAAUCCGGUGGCAACGUGGCUACGAUGAGCUUACACAAGCCGACAUCGACCAAAUUCAUUACGCUGGCUUCUAUCCCGUCAUCGGUUGGGUCUUGCACUACAUCCCCUUCGUCAUCAUGGCGCGUGUCACGUACGUUCAUCAUUAUUACCCGGCACUAUACUUCGCCAUCCUGUCCGCAGGAUUCUGUGUCAACUGGACCACACGACGACUCGGAACUGGACUACGAUGGGGCAUCUUCUCUUUACUCUAUGCUGUCGUGAUCGGUCUCUUCGUCCUCUUCAGUCCGGUCGUCUUCGGAAUGCAAGGUAGCAAUCGCCAGUACGACUAUCUGAAAUGGUCAAGCAAGUGGAGGAUCUCAGAUGCCUAG
Cyphellophora attinorum is the source of this 2250-nucleotide messenger RNA. Its product is annotated as Dolichyl-phosphate-mannose--protein mannosyltransferase 2. The record is from RefSeq and is a predicted model, not a curated record. Bases 1 to 2250 code for a protein of 749 amino acids. Gene Ontology annotation, cellular component: endoplasmic reticulum; membrane. Gene Ontology annotation, molecular function: dolichyl-phosphate-mannose-protein mannosyltransferase activity. NCBI's taxonomy places the organism in Eukaryota, Fungi, Ascomycota, Eurotiomycetes, Chaetothyriales, Cyphellophoraceae. The transcript has 2 exons. Gene Ontology annotation, biological process: protein O-linked glycosylation via mannose.